AUGCCGAAACAUGUACCGAAUGCUAAGCGCUACAAGUAUCCUCUCCCAAUUCAUCCUCUGGACCAGCUCCCAGAACUGAAACUCUACAACCCCGUUUCGUGGGUAUACUGGCUCUAUUGUUACACUUUCUCCACAAAUCAACUGCCAAGUAAGAUACAUGCCGAGUUCACCCAUGGCAAACACCUUACGAUAGCCAGACCGGAUGAUAUGCGCUACCUGUGGGAGAAUGGUUUCUUUGGUACGGCCCAACUUUCUCGCAGUGAACCGACUUGGAGGAAAAGGACUAUGGCCCGUCUUGGACUCUCAGAGGGCUCUACAGCUCUAGAACAUAUUACUGAAAAACGACGCAUCGAACGUCUUAGGUUCAAGCAAGAAAGAAGCCAGUUUGAAGCAAUCAAAUUAGACAUGCGCCAGCGCGGUGUAGCUGAAGAUCAUAUUUUGGCCGAAGAACGCGCGUUUUUGAAGUCUUUAAGAGAGAAGGAGAAAGUCCUUGAAGAAGAGGGUGAAGUUCAUCUGCGCGAAGUCGACGAAGAACUUUUUGGUCCUAAUGAGCAGCUAAUAGAUAUCGAAGUCUUAGAACUUAUGCCUGUUGAAGGUAUAUUUCUCACUUUUGCAUUGCCUGUGUUGGAAAUGAAUGUUAAGACCCUUCUAGCAAACCUAGCGGGCGAUGAGCCCACUUAUGCCGAUAUCCACGAACUUUGUUUAAAGUACGUUGCAUACCAUCAUUACCGAUCACACGGAUGGUGUGCUAGAUCAGGAAUAAAAUUUGGAUGCGACUAUUUAUUGUACAGGCGCGGCCCUCCAUUUCAGCACGCUGAAUAUGGCGUAAAGGUUCUAGAAGCAUGUAAGCCAUUUGAUACUACUUUAUUCACUGGUGCUGCACGGGUACUUAGCGGCGCUAGAAAACCAUUCAUUUUAUGUUACGUGGAGCUUCAGAAGCCGGAAAGCGAGGUCUUAGAAUCUUGGCGUCAAGGGCGACUGGAUAAGGUCUUCCGCAGCUACAAAGUGGGCGAGGUUUCUUAUAGGCGUUGGGUGCCUGGAAAGAAUAGAGACUGA
Molecule: messenger RNA, 1056 nt
Organism: Lachancea thermotolerans CBS 6340
Lineage: Eukaryota; Fungi; Ascomycota; Saccharomycetes; Saccharomycetales; Saccharomycetaceae
Gene: SEN2
Product: tRNA splicing endonuclease subunit SEN2
Exons: 1
Coding region: 1-1056 (351 amino acids)
Biological process (GO): tRNA-type intron splice site recognition and cleavage; tRNA splicing, via endonucleolytic cleavage and ligation
Cellular component (GO): tRNA-intron endonuclease complex
Molecular function (GO): tRNA-intron lyase activity; nucleic acid binding
Source: RefSeq, a predicted model, not a curated record